Molecule: messenger RNA, 952 nt
Organism: Micropterus dolomieu (smallmouth bass)
Lineage: Eukaryota; Metazoa; Chordata; Actinopteri; Centrarchiformes; Centrarchidae
Product: zinc finger protein 716-like
Exons: 2
Coding region: 67-432 (121 amino acids)
Biological process (GO): regulation of transcription by RNA polymerase II
Molecular function (GO): DNA-binding transcription factor activity, RNA polymerase II-specific; RNA polymerase II cis-regulatory region sequence-specific DNA binding
Source: RefSeq, a predicted model, not a curated record
UACUCCCAUCACUACAGAGUCUGCACGAGCGGCGCAUGCUCCUGGGUCCAGUCUGAUAGAGACGAGAUGGCGGCAGCGGCGUCUAAGAGGAUGAGCGUCCGACAGAGAGUUCCUGCUAAGAGCGACCGGGACCGGACCAGCCAGGAAGUCAGCACCGGGAAACAGAGAGGAAGAGAUGGACUUAAACAACACCACUGUGACAAAUCCUUCAGAACAUCCGGACAGUCAAAGAAUCAUCGGAGAGUUCACACUGGAGAGAAACCGUACAGCUGUGACCAGUGUGGGAAGGUUUUCUCUACUUUAAGUAAUCUAAAAAGUCACAAAUAUGUUCACAUGGGGGAGAAAGCGUACCGGUGUGAACAGCGUGGGAAAACAUUUACUCACAGUAAAACCCUGAAACGGCACCAAUGCGGUCACGCUGCAUCGCUGUAAACAUUUUUCAGAGCCAAGCUAGCUCUUGCCUGCUGCCUCCUCCUCAUGCUGUGUUAUAUUGUGAGCUUCUCUUUAAACUGAGAGAUAGACAACAGUAACUUUAUAUUCUGAGCAGCAUGUGCGUUAAUGUGUUAACUGUUUCUACUGAUGUUAUUAUGAAUUCGUAAACAAGUGUCAAUGAACUGAAUUUUUGUACAUUUUUAAUACACUUCAGAUCUCAAACCUGUAAAAUAAUAUUUAAAACUCACCGUUCAGCUGCUGGCACUAUUCCACUAGCACUGCGAGGAAGAAGUGCUUCCUUACCGUCCAUUAAUCUGCCAAGUGCUCAUAAUAUCACUUGGUAAAUAAAAUGUAGGGACUUUAGGAGCCGUCAGCCCUUCCUCUCUGAUCUCUCUGGGACAUCCCAGAUGACCACUCUCUCUCUGGGGAAGUCGGAUAUGAAACUCAGCAGAAGGACAAAUCCUUGAGAUGAGUUUUAUUAACCCAAGUGUAAAUAAAUGUACAGUCACUGGUUCAGUAA